Molecule: messenger RNA, 285 nt
Organism: Auxenochlorella protothecoides
Lineage: Eukaryota; Viridiplantae; Chlorophyta; Trebouxiophyceae; Chlorellales; Chlorellaceae
Exons: 1
Coding region: 1-285 (94 amino acids)
Source: RefSeq, a predicted model, not a curated record
AUGGAGGGGCCCUGGGCAUGCGCAGCAGGGCAAACCCGGGAUAGUCUGACACCAUGGCGUCGUGGGAGAUCCAGAUGCAACACCAGGCGCAGCGCACCUUCCCAUCAUGCCAACGAGGUAGACGCUGCUGCCCUUGAGGAGACCGGCGACUUGAGCGCCAAGAUUCUUCCGGGAAAAUGGUUGGGGGAGGGAGGGAGCUGGGGUGUGUGUGUCCAUGGGAGGUUCCCUAAGAAGUGCAACAAUCAAGUGACGACAAAUAACUUCAAAAAGUCAGGAUCCCACUAG